ACCAUUAUGACUGCACGUCUCUGCACCCAUCUUGUGGUCAGCUGCUGGGUACUUGGUUUUCUCUGGUUCUUGAUUCCUAUCAUCAUCAUCUCCCAAAUGUCCUUCUGUGGCUCCAGGAUUAUUGACCAUUUCCUGUGUGACCCAGGUCCUCUUUUAGCACUCACUUGCAAGAAAGCUCCCGUGGUAGAGCUUGUCUUCUCCACUUUAAGUCCUCUUCCCCUGAUCAUUCCCUUUCUCUUCAUCAUGGGGUCCUAUGCUCUGGUCCUAAGAGCUGUACUGAAAGUCCCUUCAGCCGCUGGACGAAGAAAGGCUUUCUCCACGUGUGGGGCUCAUCUAUCUGUGGUUUCACUGUUCUAUGGCUCGGUGAUGGUCAUGUAUGGGAGCCCAACAUCUGAGCAUGAAGCUGGAAUGCAGAAGAUUGUGACUCUGUUUUAUUCUGUUGUGACUCCACUUCUUAACCCUGUGAUAUACAGUCUUAGGAACAAAGAUAUGAAAAAGGCCCUGCAGAAAUUUCUGGGGAUAUAA
Messenger RNA from Pteropus alecto (black flying fox), 525 nucleotides. Its product is annotated as olfactory receptor 11G2-like. Gene Ontology annotation, biological process: G protein-coupled receptor signaling pathway. Gene Ontology annotation, molecular function: olfactory receptor activity. Lineage: Eukaryota; Metazoa; Chordata; Mammalia; Chiroptera; Pteropodidae. The transcript has a single exon. The annotation marks the transcript as partial. The record is from RefSeq and is a predicted model, not a curated record. Gene Ontology annotation, cellular component: membrane.